Molecule: messenger RNA, 756 nt
Organism: Lithohypha guttulata
Lineage: Eukaryota; Fungi; Ascomycota; Eurotiomycetes; Chaetothyriales; Trichomeriaceae
Exons: 2
Coding region: 1-756 (251 amino acids)
Biological process (GO): protein depalmitoylation
Cellular component (GO): cytoplasm
Molecular function (GO): carboxylic ester hydrolase activity; palmitoyl-(protein) hydrolase activity
Source: RefSeq, a predicted model, not a curated record
AUGUCUGCUAAAGAGCCACUUGUUUGCGAACCCGAAGACCAGUCUACUGGUCGGCCAGCAACCUUCAUCUUCCUCCAUGGCUUUGGUGACGACGCAGAAGGCAUUCCACUUGGUCUCGCCCAACAAUUUCAAUUUUACCACAAGCUACCCUAUCUACGAUGGCUACUUCCGAAUGCUCCUCGCAACCAAGAAGCAUCCUCCACAGCCUGGUAUAUGCCAAAAGCCCUACUGAAUGCGUUGAAACCGCGAGUCCCCGGAGCAGAACAGAACGACGAGACAGACCCCGAUGACGAGCCUGGCAUACUAGAGUCCUGCGAUACCGUCGACAAACUGGUUCGGCAGGAGACCGACCGCGGAAUAGAACCAAGCCGCAUCGUCGUUGGUGGCUUCAGCCAAGGUUGCGCAGUCAGUCUGGUCUGGGGCCUCGUUGGUAAAGAGAGGGACAACGUUGCUGGCGUGAUGCCGUUGAGCGGCUAUUUCCCACUUGCGGAUCGUAUUGCGGCAUUGCGGAAAGAGCGUGGGAUGAGUGAGACACCAGAGAAAGAGAAGGAGAAAAAGAAGUGGUUUUAUGCACAUGGAGCGCGGGAUGCACUGGUCCCUCGGAGCUUGUUCAUACAUGGCAAGGAAGAGUUGGGCAAGUGGAUCGAUGCGGACAGAGACUUGGAGGAGCAUCUUUAUGAGGGCAUGGCGCAUAAUACGACGAAUGCUGAGCUGAGGGAUAUGCUCAAGUGGCUGUCUCAGGUUCUGCCGCCUUGA